CCGAAAAGAAGAGAGAGAGGUCACCCAGUGGUAGCUUAUUCAGUUGGGGGCGGACAGGGCUCGCCGGAGAAUCGAAAGCAAGAUCGGCGAUUUCAGUGUCUGAGACGACAAUGAGGUACAAUUUUGACGACAACGAACCUGAUUCCGGCCACCAUCGAUCUCCGACUCCAAAACUAGACGCCGAUUGGGUCCCUCUACAAACGCACCCCGUUUUCACCGCCGCCGCCGCCGCCGAUUUUGGCGGCACCGUUUCUCCGCCUCUAAGAAACCUCCUUGCGUCGGACGGCGCCUCCCGGCUCUUUUUCUGGGACUGCACCAUACUCUGCGUUCACCGGAUUUCCAUACGCCUCGGUGAACCCGAACCCACCUCCGUCCUCGCCGCUUCUCCUUCCAAAGUACUGCAACCGGAUGUGAAACUCGACUUUGUUGUUCACAAGAUUUCUAUCAAUAAGAAUGGAUCAGCACUGGCCCUUGUGGGUCCAGGUGGUUUGUUCAUAAUGUAUCUCUAUGGCCACACUUCUUCCAGAGAGAACACGCUCAUCUGUAGAACUGUUAGAGUUGGUCCGCAGAUCUACUACGGUGGCCACGAUGUCAUACGCACGCUACAAGUUUCUUGGCACCCUUAUAGUGACUUCCAUCUGGGAGUCCUUUCUUCUGAUUCUGUUUUCAGGCUUUUUAAUCUGUCUUCAGAUAUUUUGCAACCAGAGCAAGAGUAUUACCUGCAGCCAGUGGAGCCUGGUCAAUCCAUAAAUGCCACAUCAAUCUGCCCUGUUGAUUUUUCGUUUGGGGGAGACCACUUGUGGGACAAAUUUAGUGUGUUUGUUUUAUUCAGCGAUGGUUCAAUUUACAUCCUCUGCCCUGUUAUUCCAUUUAAAAGCACUUACAAGUGGGAAUCUAUAUUGGAGAUUUAUAACGAUGCUCAGUCUUUUGGGCUAAAAUCAGCCAAUUCAAAAGCUAUCAGUAAUUCCAGUCUUCCAAUCUCUUGGUUGGAAGAAACUUUUCCAAAUUUAGUUCAAGCAACAGAUGGAGGAGGCAUGCCUGUGAUUAUGGCCCAUCCUUGUGCUUUAUUUGAUGCGUCACUUGCAUUGCAGGGGCCUUUGAGGAGAGCGUGCAAUAAUGGAGAUGAAGGAGAUACAUCAAUUAAAGGUGCAGAAUGUGAAGGCCGUGCAGUAAGUUUACUAUAUAAUCUAAUCAGCAAAGACUCAGUUCUAGUGACAGCGUGGAGUGGUGGGCAACUGCAGAUAGACGCCCUUGCUGAUGAAAUUCAGCCUGUCUGGAAUCUUGGUAGUCCCCCACGUGUACGUGUUGAUGCUGAUGACAACAUCCUUGGUCUUGCUAUGAUAUGUGAAUUGAUCACAGGGAAGCUCUCCAAGGUGAAGCUUGAUCAACCACUUGAUCAUACAGUUUGGUCGGGGCACCCUCCCCCUUUGUUGAGGCUGGCUAUUGUCGAUCUGGCCCUUCCGAAGAAAAUGGAGAGAGAUUCUCUUGUCACGAUGUUCGUCGAUAAACUCAUGGACGAAAGAAUUUAUGCUCUUCACAGUGGAGGCAUAGACUCGAUUAUACUGCAUUUUCUCCCAUUCACAAGUCAAAGCCGAGGACAGGACCAGACCAUGAGAACUCCCUCUGUGCACCCUGUACUGAAUACCUGCCAGGGAGACACUUCCGACCCAUUUCCGCUUUGUGGUUUUGCCUCAUUGUCCGAUUCAUUCGGAUAUUCCUGGAUUGUGGGAGUCACCAUUUCUCAAGAAUGCGUUGUUCUAGAGAUGAAGACUUGGAACCUUCAAGUCCCAAUUCAGGUUAACAAUUUCCUAAACGGUGGAAAAUCAGUCAUGACUGAAGAAAAAAAUGAAAGUGAGAGAUCUAAAAUCAUAAGCAAAGAUCUUCUCAGCGGACCUAAGGUGGUUCUCCUUCCUCAGUCCUCAUCAAAUAUGCGUUCCGUGACUGCUGAUUCCAUCGAAGGUCGGUCCAUGCUUCAUCAAUACUUCAAGCUCUUCCAUGAAAAUUAUGUGGAGUAUGCACAUACGGUGUACUACGGGCUAAAGCAUCAGGGGCCCAAGUUGAAGAGGUUAAUUGACGAUCAGCAUGCUCAUUUAAAAGAGGCACAGAAAAAGCUCUUAAAAGUAGAGGGGAAACAGCAAUUAUUGGAGGACAGGAUAGAACGUGCAAUCAAACUGCACAAUGAUCUGGAAGAGCGCUUACAUCGGUUGAAGAACUUGCCAGGAGCUCACAAAAGGCCAUUGUCCAAAGCAGAAAGAGAGUUCAAAUCUACACUUGACCACUUUGCGGGUGUUGAGUUGGAUGCUUUACAUACUUCGAUCGACACGCUAACUGCAAGACUAAGGAGGUACCCAAAUUCUUCUAAGAACAACAAUCUAGUAAACAACCAACAACAGAAAAUGUACAGGAGAAACACUUAUGUCCAAGGCUCUCAGAUCUCUCAACUCAAAUCAUCGCUCAAGAAACUCUCCCUCCUCAAUGCUGAGAACACUAAGAAGGUUAAGCUAGUUGAAUCUACGAUAAAAAGCAAGGAAAGGAACAGAUGCUGAAAUCUCUUCUAGUGCUUCUUUUAUUUGAAUAUGUGCAAUUGGACUGACAUUACUGUUGCCUAUUUCUGUAAAGAAGUCUGUCUCAACCACCAAAUAUUGCUGAAUCGACUCUGAAUUUUGAAGCCUGGAGAACAACUGACCAGAAGAUUUGUAAAUGUAGGUAGAGAAGACUGUUUUUGCUUUGGCUAGAACUAGAAAAUUGGUGCUCUUGGGGAGGGAGGGGGCUGAGAGAAGUGAUAAUUUUUGUAUUGGUAAUUCAUUGACUGUACUAUUGAGUAGCUGCAUAUUCUGUGUACUAAAA
Messenger RNA from Momordica charantia (bitter melon), 2847 nucleotides. RefSeq names its product nuclear pore complex protein-like protein (gene MOS7). Gene Ontology annotation, biological process: protein import into nucleus; ribosomal large subunit export from nucleus; mRNA export from nucleus. NCBI's taxonomy places the organism in Eukaryota, Viridiplantae, Streptophyta, Magnoliopsida, Cucurbitales, Cucurbitaceae. The record is from RefSeq and is a predicted model, not a curated record. Gene Ontology annotation, cellular component: nuclear pore. Gene Ontology annotation, molecular function: protein binding; structural constituent of nuclear pore.